GAACUAUUUCGUAUGCAAGUCAUGUGACAGACAUAUCAACAGAAGACGAGUUAAUUGUCUUAUACAGUGGAAAGAAAUGUCUUAAUUAAGGAAUUUAAAACAAUAUAUACACUCAUAAACAUUAUACGAUAUAUGUGAUUGUAAUGGCAGCUACAGUGGAGAAAAGAGAGCUCUUAUACAAGUUUCUAGUGAUCGGGGAUAUUGGUACAGGGAAAACCAGCAUCAAGAACCGUUGUGCUCAUAACUUAUUCUCUGAACAAUACAGAGCUACAAUAGGUGUAGAUUUUGCGUUAAAGGUAAUGAAUUGGGAUGAUGAUACAGUCGUGAGGUUACAGUUAUGGGAUAUUGCAGGUCAAGAACGAUUUGGUAACAUGACUCGUGUUUAUUACAAUGGAGCUUAUGGAUGUUUUAUAGUUUUUGAUGUAACAAAACCAUCAACAUUUGAAGCUGUCACUAAAUGGAAAGCAGAUUUAGAUAGUAAAGUAACACUACCAGAUUCAACACCUGUACCUUGUGUUUUAUUGGCAAAUAAAUGUGAUCAAGCCAAGGAAGGAACAGUAAACAAUGUCUCUCAGAUGGAUGAUUUUUGUAAAGAAAAUGGCUUUGUUGGAUGGUUUGAGACAUCAGCUAAAGAAAAUAUAAAUAUAGAUAAAGCAGCUAGGUUCCUUGUAAAUAGGUUAAAUCCAGCACCAUCCCAUGAAGUUGAGUUUUCGGUUUCAAAAAGUAAUCAAAAUAGAACAAGUAAGGCUGCUGAAGAAUAUUCAAAGGAUCGUGAAAAUUCCAUAACUGAAUCUAGUAAACGGGGAGAAAGCUUAAUACAGGAUAUUAAUUCAAGAUUAGAAGUACGACGAAAGAGCAUAGACUUAGAUGGAAUAGACCCUCUUGAAAAAGAAGCUUUCGAACAGACUAUUAUAUACGCAGCUAAAACAGCUUUAAGGGUAAUAAAAUCAGCUAGACUUGAAAGGUCAGAUACAUGUGAUAAUAUUUCUGUAAAAUCCGAAAAUCAGUCGGACGAAGACGAUUAUAGUGAAAUUAUCAAUGAUUACCGGUAUACAAAAAGAAAUUCCAAAGAUAAAUGCAUAACAAAUUUUAAAGAACAAUCGAGUAGACCAGGAAGUAAAAAUAGGACACCAAGACGACAAAGCUCAGUUCAUGAAGUAAAAAUAUACAAUAAAAUGGCCGAAAAGAAGAAGAGUAUUCGAAGAAAGGAAUCGUAUAUGCUGUUGCCUUUAAAGGAUGUCAAAGGACUCACCCAGCAGCAAAUUGACGAAAUAAAGAAGUCGUUCAACGACCUUGAUGUCAAUAAGGAUGGGAGAGUAUCGAGAAGAGAGUUAAUUCUCGGAGCUUAUCGACUUGGAAUGAAUCCAACGGAUGCUGAAGUUGACGAAAUGUUUAAGUCAUCUGAUAAAAACAAUGAUGGAUUCAUAGACUUUAACGAGUAUGUAGAAAUGAUGAGAGAGAAUUACGUCACAAUUGAUAUAGAACGUGAGAGAAUGAAAGCUGCAUUUUGUUUAUUGGACAAUGACGGUGAUGGUUUCCUAACCAGACAAGAGCUUAUCUCCGCUCUGUGUACCAAGCAAUCUGGGAUAACAGUAGAAGACAUUGACGAAAUACUACAUGAUGCUGACAUGGACGGAAAUGAACAAAUUGAUUUUAAUGAAUUUGUAGAUUCAACAAUAUGCGCAAAGUUAUUCUGAAUGUUUAUAAAAAAGUGAUCAACAUAAUCCUCUAAUCGUUUGUUUGUUGAUAGAUUGCAUGGGAGAAUUGUCCUUAAAGAAAAGAGGGGAGGAAAAGAGAGAGGGAGGCAUUGUAUAGAUCGUGAAUAAAAGGAAGAUUAGAGAAACACAUAUGAAUUAACUAAAAUAUAGGAUGUUUUAAUUAAAUCAAAAACUUGUAUAUACAACUCAAUGAUGGACAGACUGAUAUAUUUAUCAAUUUGUACAUAUUCUGAAUCUCACAUGUAUGAAAGUUUUACUACAUAUGUGUAUAUUUUUCUACAUAUGUGAACAUUUUACAACAAAUGUGCUCGUUAAGCGUUAUGUGUUACUUAAAACAGUCAAAUAUAUUACUAAUAUUAUUUAAAACUAAUUAUUUGGAGUAUCCGUCCACUCGGCUUUGAGGUAGUUUUUAAAUAAAUAGUUUAGUUUU
Mytilus californianus (California mussel) is the source of this 2148-nucleotide messenger RNA. RefSeq lists its product as uncharacterized. The transcript is spliced from 9 exons. The record is from RefSeq and is a predicted model, not a curated record. Lineage: Eukaryota; Metazoa; Mollusca; Bivalvia; Mytilida; Mytilidae. Gene Ontology annotation, cellular component: phagocytic vesicle; lysosome; trans-Golgi network. Gene Ontology annotation, biological process: endosome to lysosome transport; phagosome-lysosome fusion. Bases 144 to 1697 code for a protein of 517 amino acids. Gene Ontology annotation, molecular function: GTP binding; GTPase activity; calcium ion binding.